Penicillium salamii is the source of this 1449-nucleotide messenger RNA. The record is from the annotation of a GenBank genome assembly. NCBI's taxonomy places the organism in Eukaryota, Fungi, Ascomycota, Eurotiomycetes, Eurotiales, Aspergillaceae.
AUGGAGCAAUCAGCUCAAAAUCCCAUGCAUGGCUUGCCCACGGGCAACCAUAGCUCAAUCCCUCCUGAGUUCUGGAAUACCCUCGACGCCUCGUACCCCGAUCCCGAUCAACAGCUUCAGCAGUCCGGACUGCAGCAGCACGAGCUUGCUUCAACUCAACCACCGCUUGGUAUUGAUUGGGAUCAUCCCGUCUUCCAGCAACAGCAAAGAGAGCUUGCUCCGCGACCGGACCCGAGCCAUGGAAUCUAUUCCUCGCUUCACCAACCUUGGCAACAAACAACCUCUUUGCAGCAACCCUCGUCACAACGAGCCUAUGGAACAUCCCCUCAGUAUCAGAUUCCUCCCUCCCAGUUCCAGCAAGGUCAGAUCAACUUUGACUCUCGUUCAUUGAAUGCAUCUGAAUCCUCGGCAUUUCCCCAAUACUCCUACCCGACGAACUAUUUUCCGCAACAACAAAACCUCGCUGGUUCCUUCCCCGAACAACACACACAACAGAGGUUGCAGCCACGACCCCAGCAGCAAUCUCGAUCCUCGAUCGCUUCUUACCCAUUGCCCCAGGGCUAUUCCUCUGGAAUGUUGAGUACCAUUGACUUGACCAACGACUACACGGAAUCAGACCCAAACGUUACAAUAAACCCUCAGUUCCUGGAUUCCCCCCAGGCUUUUAGUCAACAGCAACCUUUGCAGAACAAUUUCAUUCAAGCAAUCCCACAGGAGUUCCAAAGACCGGGAGGCCAACCGCUGUUUGAUUAUUAUCAAAAUGGGAUUCAAGUUCAGCCCCAAAUGCCAUCGGCUGGCAACUCAGCGCAGAUGCCCACAGGUUUGCCAACGCCGCAAGUUGUAAUCACCACGAAAAAGCCUGCCCCCAAAAAGCAAGCGAAAAAGGCUAUCAUCAAAGGUGCAAAAGGCGCAAAGCAAUCACCUUCUAGGUCCGAGAGUGAUAGUUCAGAGUCAGAACUCGAGGUCGAAGAUCCUGAUGAGCUGUCACCCAUCCCUCCGAUUCGUCCAACCGAGCCUGAAGCGGCCGCACAGUAUGACACCCUCCAAGCUGUAUGGUCGCCACGGAAUAAAUGGCCUGGUCCCGAGAAGGUUAAAACCGCCCUGGUGGCUUACAAAGACCUCAUUAAAUCACUGAGAGAUGCUUGGAAAGAACAAGUUCAAGUCAUGAAAGUGGCUGAAAAUCAAGGCGACAACACCAAAGCAGCUAAGCUCAAAGAGCAGGUGACCGUUCAACGUCGCACCAUGGAUAUCAUUGCCACCACGACAUUGGAGACGGGUCAUCCUAAUAUUGUUGAAAAGCUGGGAGAGCACCCUAUGAUUGUGUCAGCUCUGUAUUCCUUUUUGCUGGAUCGUUUCCAAGCCACCGACUUUGCUGGCACUUUGACGAUCAACCUACUUAAGGCAAGUCUGACCUUCUCUUGCGCCAAAGAAAAAAAAAAUCUAACAUGA